Messenger RNA from Andrographis paniculata, 1664 nucleotides. RefSeq names its product zeatin O-glucosyltransferase-like. Gene Ontology annotation, molecular function: UDP-glycosyltransferase activity. Bases 61 to 1446 code for a protein of 461 amino acids. The transcript has a single exon. The record is from RefSeq and is a predicted model, not a curated record. Lineage: Eukaryota; Viridiplantae; Streptophyta; Magnoliopsida; Lamiales; Acanthaceae.
UAGAUCACUACACUCCUACAAACUUUUUGUAGUAAUUAACAUCCGACCGUCGAUUUUAAAAUGGUUUCGGAGGAAUUUCGGCGAGACGUGGCGGUGCUGAUGGUGCCGUUCCCUCUGCAGGGCCACCUCAACCAGCUCCUCCACCUCUCUCGCCUCAUCGCCGCCGAGGGGGUCCCCGUCCACUACGUCGGCACCACCGCCCACAGCCGCCAGGCCCGCCGCCGGAUCCACGGCUGGGACCCAAUCUCAAUUCCCAACAUCAUUUUCCACGAAUUCCCAUUUCUUUGCAGCCACGCGCCGGCGGACCCCCACGCGCCGAUCCUUUUCCCGUCGCAUCUCCAGCCGCUGUUCGACGCCGCCGCCGCCGCCCUCCGGCAGCCGGUGGCGGAGCUGAUCCGGUGCCUCUGCGCCACCAGCAGACGCGUGGUCGUUAUCUAUGACUCCCUGAUGGGAUCUGUGGUCCAGGACUUCGUGAAAUUCCCCAACGCUGAAUCUUACACGUUCCACAGCGUGUCGGCGUACACGAUCUUCUUCUUCCUUUGGGAGAAACUGGGAAAGCCUUUCGACGUUGAUCCGGGACUCGUCGAGAACCUCCCGUCCCUCGAAGGAUGCUUCUCGCCGGAAUUUACGAAGUUCAUCGGAAACCAGCACAAGUACCUCUGUCUGAAUUCCGGCAGGAUUUACAACACCUCCAGAGUGCUCGAAAAUCAGUUUCUACAAAUGCUGUCGGAACCCCAAAUCAGUGGGAACAAGAAACAGUGGGCGCUCGGACCGUUCAACCCGCUCGACACCCGGUCCGCCGCCGACCGCCGCCACCGCUGUCUGAAAUGGCUCGACCGGCAGCCGCCGGAGUCGGUGAUUUUCAUAUCGUUCGGGACGUCGACGACGCUGUCGGAAAAUCAAAUCCAGGAAUUGGCGGCGGGACUGGAAAUUAGCGGCGGGAGAUUCAUUUGGGUGCUGAGAAGCGCCGACGGCGGAGCCACCGCCGGAGAGGAAAUAAAGAGAGUGGAAUUGCCGGCGGGGUUUGAAGAGAGGGUUAAAGAAAGGGGAAUUAUUGCGAGGGAUUGGGCGCCGCAAUUGGAGAUUUUGGGGCAUCCGGCGACCGGAGGGUUUAUGAACCACUGCGGGUGGAAUUCGUGUAUGGAGAGCAUUUCGAUGGGAGUUCCGAUCGCCGCCUGGCCAAUGCACUCCGAUCAGCCGCGGAACACGGCGUUGAUCGCGGCGGUGCUGAAGAUCGGGCUGGUGGUGCAGGACUGGGGGCGGCGGGGAGAGGUGGUCGACUCGGCGGCGGUGGAGAGCGCCGUCAGGAGGCUGAUGGUGUCCGGAGAAGGGAAGGAGAUGCGGCGAAGGGCGGCGGAGUUGAGCGGCGCUGUGAGGGAGGCUAUGGCGGAAGGUGGGACCACGCGCCUGGAGUUGGAUUAUUUCAUUUCUCACAUCACCAGAUGAUAAUUGUUCUUGAAGCUCCCUGGAGCUCCGCUCCCCGCAGUCAUAGCAGCUGUUGUUUAUUAUGUUUAUGUUAGUUCGACAGGCUGGUCCCGUGAUGUUGAAUUUCUUAGGGAGCUUAACUCCCUGGACUUGGGAAUCUCUACUAUAUAUGGCUGUUCGUCUCUCUCUAUCUAACGUAAUUAUAAGUAUUUUAUAAAAUAAAUUUUUAUCACCGUCCA